Meriones unguiculatus (Mongolian gerbil) is the source of this 2933-nucleotide messenger RNA. RefSeq names its product heterogeneous nuclear ribonucleoprotein A0 (gene Hnrnpa0). Lineage: Eukaryota; Metazoa; Chordata; Mammalia; Rodentia; Muridae. Gene Ontology annotation, molecular function: RNA binding. The transcript has a single exon. Bases 490 to 1398 code for a protein of 302 amino acids. The record is from RefSeq and is a predicted model, not a curated record.
CGGCGGGCCGUCUCCCGGGCACUGCGGCCCCGCGCCGAGUGCGAACGCCGAGGCGGAAGGGCCGGCGGACGCCCGGCGGCUCGAGGCCCGGACGGAAACCGCGGAGGGCGGGGAGGCCACGGCCUAGAGCGGCGCUGCGGCGCGGUGGGCGGGACUAAGGCGAGCGCCGAGCCCAUUGGCCGGCGGCCCCGGCGUCGCUCGUGACGCACCGCGCGGGGAGGGUGCGCGCGCCUUCAGCGGCCUCUUUGUGUGGCGUCCGGAUAGGGGAGCGGAGGUGGCGGCCGCGGCGGCCCUGGUGGGGUUCCAGCGUCCUCGGCUCGCCCUCGGGCCGGCAGCGCGCCCCUUCCCUCCCCCUCCCGCCCCUUCCCCGCCGGUGGUGGCGGCGGCGGCGGCGGCCCGGCCCGGGCUCCGACGAGGCCUCGGCGACCGCUAACGGCGACGGCGACGCCGCGGAGCGCGCAGGGCGGGGGCAGGGCCCGGGCGGCCGACAUGGAGAACUCGCAGCUGUGUAAGCUGUUCAUCGGCGGCCUCAACGUGCAGACGAGUGAGUCGGGGCUGCGCGGCCACUUCGAGGCCUUCGGGACGCUGACGGACUGCGUGGUGGUGGUGAACCCCCAGACCAAGCGCUCCCGCUGCUUCGGCUUCGUGACCUACUCGAACGUGGAGGAGGCGGACGCCGCCAUGGCCGCGUCGCCGCACGCGGUGGACGGCAACACGGUGGAGCUGAAGCGCGCCGUGUCGCGGGAGGAUUCGGCGCGGCCCGGCGCGCACGCCAAGGUGAAGAAGCUGUUCGUGGGCGGCCUCAAGGGCGACGUGGCGGAGGGCGACCUGAUCGAGCACUUCUCGCAGUUCGGCGCGGUGGAGAAGGCGGAGAUCAUCGCCGACAAGCAGUCGGGCAAGAAGCGCGGCUUCGGCUUCGUCUACUUCCAGAGCCACGACGCGGCCGACAAGGCGGCGGUGGUCAAGUUCCACCCGAUCCAGGGCCACCGCGUGGAGGUGAAGAAGGCGGUGCCCAAGGAGGAUAUCCACGCGGGCGGCGGGGGCGCGCGGGCGGCCCGGGGCGGGCGCGGCGGUGCCCGGGGCCGCGGCGGCGGCGGCGGCGGCCGAGACCAGAACGGGCUGGCCAAGGGCGGCGGCGGCGGCUACAACAGCUACGGCGGUUACGGGGGCUACGGCGCCUACGGGGGCGGCGGCGGCGGCGGCGGCUCGUACGGCGGCAGCGACUACGGCAACGGCUUCGGCGGCUUCGGCAGCUACAGCCAGCACCAGUCCUCGUACGGGCCCAUGAAGAGCGGCGGCGGCGGCGGCGGCGGCGGCAGCUGGGGCGGCCGCAGCAACAGUGGACCGUACAGAGGCGGCUACGGCGGCGGCGGCGGCUACGGCGGAGGCUCGUUCUAGAAGCCGGGUUCCGGAUGCCGGGCGGCGGCGCCCCUGCCCCCCGCGCCCCCCCCAGGCGCCCUCGGGGGAGCCGCCCACCCGGGGGGGCCGCAACCCCCCGUUUGCCUGCCUGUCUCCCUCUGAAGGUGGACUCGGCCCCACACACACAUUUUUGUGUUACAGUCAUUGAUGGACUCUAUUUUUUUAUUAUUACUUGGACCUUGGUCGUUUUUAUACUAGCAAAAUGUCUUGUUUUAAUUUGUGUUUUUUUGGGGGCGGGUGGGCGGGAGGGAGUGAACUUGCUGAUUCUGUAGCAAAACCUGGGUGGGGGUUGGGCGGGCGGGUAGUUUACUUUGUUGUAAGGACUUGAUACCUGGCUACAGCGUUUUCUAUGAAACCUACUUGGAUCCCAUGCCUGAAAUUUGGAAGCAUAUGUACAAACAAAAAAUCAUUUUUACGUUUUAUUUUUAAUAAAUCAUUGUGUUUGACCGUACAUGUCUAACAUUUUCUUUUCUAGGAUCCACUCUUUACCGUUUUCAAAGGGUAUUUUUUUUCUUUUUCUUUUUUUUUUUUUUUUUUGCUAGUUAUUGAUGUGUACUUUGAGGAACUUAAGAAGAGGUCCUGUAGCUUAUUUUUUUUUCCCUUCCUGUUUGCCCAGCUAGUGAUGUGUUGAAUUUACCUUUUACAGACAAAACUUUGAAGUGGUGGAUGUGGCUGUUUAAAAGUUUCUGUGCAUCCAUCUGUUUGUAAUAAGCGAUUUGCUUAUCAUCUUGACAUAGUUGGUCACUUCUUUCUAUAAGAAUUUACUUCAAAAUAUGUACUGUGUAGUUUUAAAAGAAAUAGUUUGUGUUUUAAGCAUGUGUUUUUAUUCAUAUAAACUGUUUAAAACUUUUUUAGAUGACCUAGUUUCAUCUUUACUGGUUUGUCUGUAAUGAAUGGUUACAAAUAAGGGUUAUAUUUUACCCUAACACUAAAUGAUUUUUUUUUUUUUAAUGUAUUUUCAGAGCAGGUUUAAAAACCGCUUCUUCCCUAAAUCUGAACUUUGUCCUUUUAAGUCCAGCCUAUGUAGCACCAUCUACUGGUAGAGUGACAGUAUAGCUGCAAGACAGUCGUUUUUAAAUAACAGCUUGUUCAGGACAAUUUCAUCAGAUUUAGCAGUUUGCUCUCGGAAGUCCGCAGGCUUGAAAGUCCCGCAUUUACUUGUAGUUGAGCCGGGCCUCCCAGGUGUGCAUUUAACAGCCCAUAUCAGUCACUUUUUCUACGUGAGAUUUGACAAUGUAAACUGCUAUGCAUAGCUUGGGCAGUAGCCCCGAACUGCUCUGGUAGCUACUGAAGCAGCUAUGUGUACCGGGGUUUUAGGUGCAAGUUGUAAAACAAAAUAUCUGUAUUCUGCUUGGUUAACGUGUAUUUGUAGCCCUUCAUGCAAUAGAAUUCAAGUUGUUGUUUAUAAAAAAAGAACAAAAAAAAAACUGAUAAUAGGGGAAACUUGCCUUCCUGGAUAGAAAAAUAGAAUAGUAACGUUUAUGGAUAUCACAAAUAAAGAAUUCAAUUCUUUA